Messenger RNA from Astyanax mexicanus (Mexican tetra), 5497 nucleotides. RefSeq names its product DP-Gal:betaGlcNAc beta 1,4- galactosyltransferase, polypeptide 1, like (gene b4galt1l). Gene Ontology annotation, biological process: carbohydrate metabolic process; protein N-linked glycosylation. The transcript is spliced from 6 exons. Gene Ontology annotation, molecular function: beta-N-acetylglucosaminylglycopeptide beta-1,4-galactosyltransferase activity; cytoskeletal protein binding. NCBI's taxonomy places the organism in Eukaryota, Metazoa, Chordata, Actinopteri, Characiformes, Acestrorhamphidae. The coding region runs from base 717 to 1787 and encodes 356 amino acids. The record is from RefSeq and is a predicted model, not a curated record.
UAGAUCCGCAGUGCUGGGCUGCUAUGUGCUCUGAGUUGUCAAAUCCGCCUCCUCUCCGUUACUUUCACCAUCCAGCGGAGCAACUUUUACAACAGAAGAGGAAACUCCGGAUUAACCGCGACCUACGGAGCUUCAGCAUGCGGGGAAUCUUCGGAAUUUCGUCGUUAUUUCCUGGUUAUUUCGCUUUUCGGUAUCAUUAGCGAGUUUACGGGCUGUUUAUAGAUUUUAGAGUAUAGAGAUAGAGUUAGCAGCGCAGCUAACUUAGCUUAGCUCCCCUCACAACCUCACAACUGACUAACUAACGGCAGCGAGAGGGUUUCUCUCCUCAGAACUCGCCUUAAAAUAGCUUAUAUAACAUUUUAAACUCAGAGAAAACAUAAAUGUGAUCUUUAAACCUGACAGCUGCCUAAUUUAAGCUGUGAUUCGCUGGAUUUAUUCACUUUUUUCACUUUAUUUUGAGGAUUAGCUUCUUCUGAAAUGCAGCUGAUAAGCAGGAAGAGGGGCAGAGAAAAGCUUUAGCUCAGUCUGAGGGGCGAAAAAACUCACAAACAAGCCAAAAACUAACGGAUAAAUCAGCAAAUAGCUGUUUAUUUUUAAUUAUAAAACUUACAUUAGCUUUAAAAAAUAUUUAGCGUUUUUUUACUACGUUUUCUACCUGGUAAAAUCGUAGUUAGGUAGUUUAGUUUGGAAUUUUUUUAGGAUAAAAAAUUGUAAAAAUGCGCGAACCCACUGGGAAUUUCACCUUCCUCCACAGGAUCUGCACUCUGGUCGUGCUCCUGUGUUUUGUCCACAUUUCUGUGACUUUAUUGUACUAUGUGAAGUCUUGGGACUUCAAACAGCCUUCUAUACAAACCCAGCCAGGCCAAAGGAAGCUGACAUUUAAUAGAGAAAGCAGUGAAGAGGAGUCUAAACCCACCACCAACCUUCCUCACAUCAUCCCCAACAUUACUGACACACCUGAGGAGCUCCAGCAAUGCCCAGACCCUUCACCUUUACUAGUGGGUCCUCUCCGGAUCGAGUUCUCCGCUCCGGUCAGUCUGGAGCACGUGAGGAGCGAGAACCCCGCGCUGCAGGAAGGAGGACGCUUCAAGCCCAAAGACUGCAUCGCUCUUCAGAAAGUGGCCAUCAUCAUCCCCUUCCGCAAGAGAGACGAGCACCUGAAGUUCUGGCUGUACUACCUGCACCCCAUCCUGCAGCGGCAGCAGCUCGACUACGGGGUCUACAUCAUAAACCAGGAUGGAGAUGAGACGUUUAACCGGGCGAAGCUCCUGAACGUGGGCUACGCUGAGGCUUUGAAGGAGUACGGUUACGAAUGCUUCGUCUUCAGUGACGUGGACCUCAUCCCCAUGGACGACCGCAACACCUACAAGUGCUUCAGCCAGCCCAGGCACCUGUCCGUCUCCAUGGACAAGUUCGGUUUCAGGCUGCCGUACAACCAGUACUUUGGCGGCGUGUCCUCCAUGAGCAAGGAGCAGUUCCUGAAAAUCAAUGGCUUUCCAAAUAACUACUGGGGCUGGGGCGGGGAGGACGAUGACAUCUUCAACAGGCUGAGCUCCAAAGGGAUGUCCAUAUCCAGGCCGAGCGGCGCGAUCGGGAAAUGCAGGAUGAUCCGCCACGAUCGGGAUAAACAGAACGACCCAAAUCCUCAAAGGUUCGACCGGAUAGCUCACACCAGAGAGACCAUGCACAAAGACGGCAUCAACUCCUUAUCCUACAAAGUGGUGAAAGUGGAGAAGGACCAGCUGUUCACCAAAAUCACAGUGGACCUCGGCGAAGCACCGAAGUGACGGACGUAUUCUUGAACGUCCACCGGAUGCAGUAACCAAAUGUGCCUUGGCUUUAUGUCAGAUAUGCAGCGGAGUGUCGGACGGCCUAUACUUUUUAAUUCAGAGUUUCAGAGAAAAUAUUAUAUUUUUUAAAGACUUUUCACAAUUAUCUUGCCAUCUUUGCACAAGCAGUGGCGUAGCGCGAAGCGCGAUGGGUGGGUGGAGGACAGGUGGAGGGCUUUUUUAUUUUUUUAUUUUAACAUUUUUUUGUUUCUCUUUUUUGUGAUAAACUAAAUAAACCCCACUGUUGGCCUCGGCGACUGCUGCUAGGGUAACGAUAGCAUCUCCUGAGCCAGCUGUCCGUCAGGGUGUGCAGGUGAAAUGCUGAUACGGACGUCUGAAGAAUGUACGCUUGCGGUGAAGCUCUCGAUUGGAGCGCUAUUGGUGCCUUGACUCGUGCGUUUCCAUGGACGCGGAUGCUGAUUGGACUGUUCACAGGGGGGCUGGUGGCGGACUCUUACGUUUGCAGGCAUACGUCAACACUUCCUCAUUCCAGUGACCGUGCCUUUUCCUUUAAUGCUGAGAAACCAAAAAGAUCAGGCUCCCCCACAACAAUCGAACUGUCUCACUGUCUCUGUAUCCCACUUUCCCACUGUCUGUCUUACUGUCUCUGUAUCCCACUGUCUGUCUCAUUCUCUCUGUAUCCCACUGUCCUACUGUCUGUCUUACUGUCUCUGUAUUCUACUUUCCCACUGUCUGUCUUACUGUCUCUGUAUCCCACUGUCUGUCUCACUCUCUCUGUAUCCCACUGUCCUACUGUCUGUCUUACUGUCUCUGUAUUCUACUUUCCCACUGUCUGUCUCACUGUCUCUGUAUCCCACUGUCCUACUGUCUGUCUUACUGUCUCUGUAUUCUACUUUCCCACUGUAUGUAUCUCUGUCUCUGUAUCCCACUGUCUUACUGUCCCACUGACUCUGUAUCCCACUGUCUUACUGUCCCACUGUCCCUCUGUCUUUGUAUCCCACUGUCUCACUUUCUCUGUCUCUGUAUCCUACUCUCUCUCUCUCUCUCUCUCUCUCUCUCUCUCUCUCUCUCUCUCUCUCUCUCUCUCUCUCUCUCUCUCUCUCUCUCUCUCUCUGUAUUUGUAUCCCACUGUCUCUGUGUCUAUAUCCCUUUGCUUAUGUAUCACACUCUCUCACUUCCCCAGUAGCUCACUGUCCCACUGUCCCACUCUUUUAUUGUCAUUGUCUCAUUGUCCAACUGUCCAACUGUCAUACUCUCUCAUUUUCCCAUUGUUCCACUGUCUCCCUAUCCCAAUUUUGCAGUGUCCCGCUGUCUCAGUGUCUCGCUGUUACAGUUUGUGUCCUGGUGUAUCAGGAUUUUUGAGUCUCACUGUCCAAGCUUUGCAGUUUCUCACUGUCCCACUGUCCAGCUGUCUUACUGUCCAGCUGUCUCAGUGUAAAUCUGGGGCCUUGUUUUAAACACUUUUCAACUGACGAAUGAAUUGUACAAGUUUUUGGACUAAAAAAACACAUGGGAUAAAGUCUAUUUUUGUCUUUAAGAAUUUUAAGUUUACUGCAAUAAAUAAAUAAAUAAAUAAAUAAAUAAGUAUUCAGAUAAUAUCAUCUCAGAUAUAUUUAAAUAUCUAAUAUUUCUCAUAUGGCAGUUGUAAGAAUAUUCUUAGACAAUUGAAUGGUGUUAUUUCUCAGAAUGUUUUAGUUUAUUUUACAUAGUAAAUAUAUAUAUAUAUUUUUUUAAACAAGCCAAAAAUAUUACAGUUAGAUCAUUAUGAAUAACUGCACACAAGAACACAUUUGUAGAAAUGAGCCAGUUCAUCGUAUAAUAUUUUAUACACUUGUCAAAAAAUGAGAAAUUUUAGAUAUUUUGAGUUCAGUUAUUAUUUUGUUUGCUGGGAAUUCCUCAAAUCUUUUAUUAGAAGAAAUACUUCAGACUUUUUAAUCUGAUUGAUGUUGACAUUUAUAGAGUGUAUCUGAAAUCACCAAAUUAUUAUUUAUAAUACAUUGUUUUAAUUAAUUUUUAUUGAAUUUCCUAAAAAACAAAAAAGGUAAAAAUUGUGAUUAUAUCAGAAUUAUAAGGAUAUCAACACUUAACUGCUUAAUAAACUAUAUUGUCAUUGUAAAGUUAAUUAUAUUUGACAUUAUAUGAGUAAGACGGACCCACCACACUAAAAUAUCCACAUUUUAUUAUUUUUAUUGCAUUUAUAACCCAAAUAAAUAUUAGAUGUAUUUUUAAUUCUAUAAACCCGGGUGGGUUUAGUCCCAAAUUCUGCUGUUUAGAAAUGUUUACAAUCCUGUUUUCACUGAAUUUAUGUAAGUUUGCUUGAGUUUCUCAAGCCAUCAAUAUUGUGACUGUUCUGGGUUUACUGGGUUUAACAGUAGAUUAUAUGUUGUUCUGUUUUAAUGCGCUGGUUUGUUUUCAAACGGCCGAAAAACCUGAGUUUUCUCCUCAACUCACCACCAACCACACUCUGAUCUUACUGGUGGAGAAUGCGGGCCCAGAGAGUAAACGUUCACACCAGGAGUUUCAGUAAACUGUUUUUAGGACAAAUCGUCUUUAGGGUCAAAUUUGUGUCCAAAAGCUAAUUGUUGCAAUUAAUGUCUGAAAAAUGUGUUUAAUUGUGAAUAAUUACACAAAACACUGUAAUUAUUUAACCAAUCACACAGCAGUUCUGUACAGGCAGUUGGAACAGUAUAAAGGUAAAGGUAAAAAUUAUGUUUAGGGUCCCAAAAAGUGAUUAAUCAAAAUUAAUCACACGCAAAAAAAAUAAUUAUUCGAAUUAAUCAGACAAAUCAACAAAACCCUGAUGUGUAAAAUUUAAAAUCUCGAUUAAUCACACAAAAAUGUGACUAAUAGUGAUUAAUCGAACAAAACAAUGUGAUUAUUUUACACAAUUACGAAGCAGUUGGAAUAAAAUCUUAAACAAAAUUGUUGCUGUACUUAAUUGUAUUUAGUAAAAUACUAAACCUUGUUGCAUGGUCAAAUGUGCAUCUCAGAAAUGUGAUUAAUCGCGAUUAAUCACAAAAACUUGAUUAAUUGCACACAAAACAGCACUGACCAGGCAGUUGGAACAAAUUCCUGGAAAAGAUUUUUGCUAGAUUGUAUUUUAUAAAAUUUGACCAAAUGUGUGUUCCGAAUAAUCUGAUUAAUCGUGAUUCAGAACAGAAUGUUUACAUUAUGGACCUGAAUUUUCUCUCAAAUCCUCAAACUCCACCACCUGGAUUAAUUAUGGAUUUUUUUUAUUCUUUUUUUUUUUUUUUAGCCGAGACGUAAAAACAAAUCGCCCUCAGUUCCGUCAUGUUUCUGUAUUUAAGUUCUUCUUUAGCUUUGCAGUUUUAGCGUUAGCAUUAAAACUCCCCAAACUCAAACCCAGUAUCUGCUCUUAUUUCUUGAUUAUGUUUUAGAUCUAUUUGGACAAUGGCCUUUGAUCAGAGCCAGCGCAUUCUUUUGUUUCAGGUUGAUCUUUUCUUUGAUCUUCUCUCUCUGAGGAAUCCUCAGUGGUGCCUUAUCUUUUAUCUGUGAUGCUGUCGGUCUCUGUCUUUGCUUUUUUUAUUAUUUCACCCUUUAUUGUCCUUUGUUUUACCUUUAUUGUGUUGUAUUUUGUUUUUCGUGCACCUGGAUGCUGUUCCUUUCUUUCUUCUGUUGUUUCUUGACAUGCUGAAGAUAAAUCAAAUCAAUGAUGAUCUGAAAUGAUUAAAUCACUUUUUGAUUGA